Molecule: messenger RNA, 2211 nt
Organism: Stereum hirsutum FP-91666 SS1
Lineage: Eukaryota; Fungi; Basidiomycota; Agaricomycetes; Russulales; Stereaceae
Product: P-loop containing nucleoside triphosphate hydrolase protein
Exons: 8
Coding region: 117-2168 (683 amino acids)
Biological process (GO): ribosomal subunit export from nucleus
Cellular component (GO): cytosol
Molecular function (GO): GTP binding; GTPase activity
Source: RefSeq, a predicted model, not a curated record
CGAGAGCAGGUCUUGAAGAGUUCCAAUAACCCUGCUUUGUAUCUCGUCCUUCCUCGGCGUAUAGAGGUCUUGUAUCAGUAGCUCCUUACAUUUUAUAAAGCACUGUAUCUACAUCUAUGGCUCCAAAGCCAAGAAAUCCUAACCCCAGUGGUCUCGGAAGGGCCAUCAUCAAUAAGAAAGUUAAAGAUGCUCGCCAAGCCCACGAAUCAGGCCUGUAUACCACCGACUUAGACACGACCACCCGUCUGAAAUCAGUCACGCAAGAGCGCGAUCUUGACGAAUUUUUGAAUACCGCACAGUUAGCUGCAACGGACUUCACAGCAGAACGUAGAAAUGUCAGAGUCAUACAAGGAUCCGCAAACCCAACACACAAUCCAUACUUGCUUUCCGAAGAAGAAGAGCAAAGUACUCUGCAGAAACAGUCGGAGAACAAGCAGCGUCUUCGAGUACCCAGAAGACCGCCUUGGACGAAGACCAUGACGACCGCUCAGUUGGAGAGGCAGGAGAAGGAUGCAUUCCUGGAGUGGAGGAGAGGGCUAGCAGAACUACAGGAGCGGGACCAGUUUCUCCUAACACCCUUUGAACGCAACAUCGAAGUAUGGCGACAACUGUGGCGUGUCCUGGAACGUUCACACCUUGUCGUGCAAAUCGUCGAUGCUCGCAACCCACUACGAUUCCGGUGCGAUGAUCUUGAAGCCUAUGUCGCGGAUGUGGAGGGGGCGGAGGGCGAGCAAGGGACCGGCAAAGACAAGCGGAGAAAUCUCUUGCUUAUUAACAAGGCGGAUCUGCUCACGGCCAAGCAAAGACGCUUGUGGGCUGACUAUUUCGAUGCCCAGGGUAUCACAUACGCAUUCUUCUCUGCUGCCAAUGCAGCUGCUCUGCAGGAAGCACGUCGUGAAGCUCUUGCUGAGGAGAAGCGAAAAGCAGAGGCUGCUGAAGAGGCAGCCAACCACCUUUAUGAUUCCGACGAAGACGAGGACGAGCUCAUCCCAUCAGCUGCUACGGACCAUGUUGACGAAGAAGAAGAUUCCGAGGCAGACGACGCUUCAUCAGAGUCCGAAGAAUCCGAGGACGAUCACUAUUACAUCCCCACUGAAGAAGAUACACCUGAUGGUCAAGAUCCUCGCGCACGAGUAUUGUCCGUCCUCGAGCUGGAGGAUCUGUUCAUCAAGACUGCUCCAGAACUAUCGACCUUCACAGAUUCUGCGGGUAAUCAUCCCACACGUUUAGUCGUCGGCCUUGUUGGUUACCCCAACGUCGGAAAAUCGAGUACGAUCAACUCGCUUCUCGGUGAGAAGAAGGUCUCGGUUUCGUCGACGCCCGGUAAAACGAAGCACUUCCAGACCAUCCAUCUCUCGGACAACAUCGUCCUCUGUGAUUGUCCGGGUCUCGUGUUCCCUCAAUUUGCCACUACGAAGGCCGACUUGGUCUGUGACGGUGUGCUGCCCAUCGACCAACUGCGAGAGCAUACUGGUCCAGCAUCUUUAGUGGUUAAGCGUAUACCGAAAGAAGUUCUGGAGAUGGUCUAUGGCCUGACAGUCAGGUCAAAAGGCGUUGAGGAAGGAGGUGAUGGAAAGAUCGCUGCGGAAGACCUGCUCAUCGCGUAUGCCGUGGCACGAGGCUUCAUGCGUUCAGGACAGGGCAACCCAGACGAGGCUCGAGCGGCGCGAUUCAUCCUCAAGGACUACGUCAACGCCAAACUACUCUUCUGCCAACCUCCUCCCGGAGUCGACUCUGACGAAUUCAAUCAGGCGACUCGAGAGUUAGCGAUGCAAAGAGCCGCAGGCAAGAAACGGGCGCCCAUCACACGUGUCGGCAAAAACGCAGACACAUUCAUAGCGGGAGACGUCGAGAGAAUCGGCGCUGACGGCAUCCUCCCCGCGAAAGGACAAGGCCACAAGUCACAAACCGUCGACACGUCUUUCUUCGCUGAUGAGGCUGGCUUGGCUGCCCGUCCUUUCGUGUCAGGCGCGCGCUUUGAACAGGGUUUCAGUCGCGCGAAGCUUUAUCCGCAUCAAAAUACAAUCGCAGACGAUGGAACGUCAUUGGGCGGGCGGAGAGCUAGGAUCGCAUCGGUGAUGGCGAACGCUGGGGACGCCCAUCCGGGGAAGAAGCACCACAAAAAAGGGAAGCGGGUCAAGCAGCGGAGCGGGAAGGGCUACGAAUGAUUGUAUUUUCUGUGUGCUCCUUUUGGUGAAUUGUAGCAUGCGC